Messenger RNA from Entamoeba invadens IP1, 891 nucleotides. RefSeq lists its product as hypothetical. NCBI's taxonomy places the organism in Eukaryota, Evosea, Mastigamoebida, Endamoebidae. The record is from RefSeq and is a predicted model, not a curated record. The coding region runs from base 1 to 891 and encodes 296 amino acids. The transcript has a single exon.
AUGACACUAAAUACACCAAUUACACAUUUAGUCGCUGAAGUCAAUGAAGCUAUUAUAUCAAUUUAUAAGUCGACAGAUUCAAAGGAGUUGAUACCAAAACAGCACGAAUCAGUCAUCGUGAAGAACGUCUUAGAACUCACAGAAAAAGUCGAGGACGUAGUGAGUAAAGAAUAUGACGGGUAUGACGUGUUAACAACUAAAAUCCGUGAGAAGGUCGAAUCGGUGAACGGGAACAUCAUUUCUUUAUCACUCUUGAAAUCAAAGGAAAAAGUCUUGGACGCGCUAUUUAACAUAUCUGGAGACUGCAGUUCUCUAGUUGUCAUUUUUGCACUUUCGCCAUUUUUGCGGAUGGUCCAUUUCAAGGAAGUCACUUGUGACUUGGUGCGUUCUAAGACGGAUAUAAAGGACUUUCCACAAAUCUUGUUUACCGUCCAACAAUAUCACCAAUUACUCAAGUCUCUCGCAAAUGAUUCAAACAUCGAUAAAGGAAGUAAAGACAAAAUCGAAGCGAUUUGUGUUGGUCUCGAGAACAAAAUGGAAAUGUGGGCAUCGGCGUAUAGAAAUAAACAAAAGCAAGACGGACUUUAUAAAGAAGUGUUGGAGGAGUUUGAGAAGUGUGGAGAUGUUGUACUCGAAGCACAAAAAGUCGUUGAAAAAGUUGUUGAAAAUUACACAAAGGAAAAGAUGGGAAUUAAUCAACAACUCGAUAAGAUCAGAGACAAGACGAGUGACACGCAGAAGAAGGCGAAAAACGAGAAAACAGAACGAAUCGAACAACUUUUAACAAAAGAAGAGAGAGAGGAAGCGAAGAGCGAGAGCGAAAAGGCGACUGACGAAGAGUCGAUUGAAAAGUGUCAACAAAUAGUGGCGGAGUCCCAAAGAAGCAAAUGA